Molecule: messenger RNA, 3041 nt
Organism: Stylophora pistillata
Lineage: Eukaryota; Metazoa; Cnidaria; Anthozoa; Scleractinia; Pocilloporidae
Molecular function (GO): protein binding
Source: RefSeq, a predicted model, not a curated record
GUUUUGAGUGGUCUUGGUGAACUUUCUCCCUUUCGUUUACUGAAACCUUUGGCACAAGUGAUACCGAUAUGGAACCUUUCGAAAGCGAUUUCGAUUUGAGAAGAUGUUUUAAAAUAGUAACAUGACUACCGUGACAUCCAGUGACGUAACAAAAACCACAACGCGGUGCAAAUAUAAAGACAUUUCGCUUUGAGGGGUAAACAGAGUAUUCCUAGCUUCACUCGGAGAAGAUCUGUACAACUUUUUGUUCUAAGAAAGUUGAAAAAGCUACAACAUUAAAGUAAGGAUGUCCUCAAACAAUCUUUUGGAUGUGGCUGUAGAGGAACGAAAGGAAGUGCGCGAGAAUGCUGUAACUUUCGUUUUUAAAAAGGAAGAUCAUGCGAAGAUUCUUCUACACAACCUUUGCGACAUGCAGGCCGGAGAUGGGGGAAUCUUAACCGACGUGAUCCUCACCUCCAGAAGGAAAGACUCCGAAGAAAAGUUACAUUCUCCUCUUCUUGCUGCAAGCAGCCCAAAAGUCAAAGGUCUUCUUAUGGCAAGGAGUGCCAAAGAUUCCACAAGGGCUAUUGCGCUUGAGGGAUUGACUAAAAAAACUCUCUGUUGUCUCAGAAAAUUCAUCUAUAAAUGUGAGUUUACGAUAGAUGAGGACACUCUACAAGACCUCCACAACUUUGCUGUCCAGUUUGAAAUCGAUUCCCUCGCAGCGAAAUGUGAAGAAUUAGAGGAUCGUCAGGGAAGGAUAAGGGUGGCACCUGAUGAUCACGAGGAUGUGCUUUCAGAGCUAUUCCAUAUGUUCUUGGGGAAAGAACUAAUCACAACGAUAGUAGAAGACCAUCAGGGAAAGAUACAGUUAGAAGCACAUGGCCCUCUCAUCGCGGCUGCGUCACCAGCCCUUCAAGAAAUCAUGUUGCAAGGUUGUAUGUCUCGAAGAAGACGCCCAAUUCGUCUGGGUAUCCAUGCUAAUGCUCUUCGCGAAUUUAUCGGUUACCUCUACUCGGCCAAAGUGACUCUGCAACGGGAAAAUGCUGUGGGUCUUCUCAGAGCUGCAUGCAAUUAUCAAAUACCUGCACUUGCUAAAGUCUGCUGCGAAUGGCUGAUUGCCAAACUGGAGGCUUAUGAUGUGGUGGGUAUCCUGUGCUUGGUUCGCGAAUUAGAUUCAGAGUACACUGCAGAUCUUGAAAAAAGAGCAAGGAUACUUAUCAUCAGCAAUUUCAGUUCGUUCAGUACUGAAGACGGAAUCGAUAAACUCGGCCACGAAGAUCUGAUGGAAAUAAUCCAGGAUGACAACCUGGAAAUUGAAGAUGAGAAAGAUGUCUAUCAUGCUGUCAUAAAAUGGUUGGAGUUUGACGAAAAGAAUCGUCUUCCUCAUCUGAGCAGGUUGCUGGCCUAUGUUCGCUUGGAGCAGACCAGCGUUGAAUUCUUGGCCUCCAUCCAACAGGAUCCAAGAAUCGGAAGCUCCCCUGAAUGCCUUGAAGUGAUCGAGGAGGCCCGACAGAGGCUGGCGGAUCAGGGCUACUCCAUGUCUCACUCCGGAAGUUACGAUGAUGAAGGUUUUCAGGAGAACGAAGACUCAAAUGAUGGCGAUUCCUGGCAUGAGGGUUCGCGAGAAGAAUUCCCAGCGGACCAAGAGGGCUUACCAUCUGCAUCUUACAACGGAGAAGACAUCGGGGAAAGCAGAUUGCGCGAAAGUGACCAUCUUGACCACCGUCAUGGAUGUUACUCAGGUGACAGCUACUUGCCUGGCACCUUCCGGCCCAAAACUGGUAACGCGCGCGACGGUGGCCCACGUGAGGGAGAUGAACAUGACGACGGUUACUUGCUUGACCGUUAUUUACGUGACAGUCGCCUGCACAACAGUUCCCUGCCUCAGAGUCACCUAUGUGAAGGCAACCCACCCGAUAGUUACUCGCAUUGUUACGAGCGUGAUGAUAGUUCCCUGUUUGACAGCGACUUAAGUUACUUGCCUCGUGGUCGUGACAGCACUGAUGCGUCUGACGACGAAGAGGCAAGUUGCCUGACGGGCCCUAAAAAGAAAGACGGCCAACCGGACUUGCGCUACAAGGAAAAUCGAAGAAUUUUCUGCAGAAGUGGAACUAACAAAGAUGGUACCCCGGACAUGAGGAUGAGGGAGCAUAGGAGAGAGUUUUCUGUUCCGGUUAACAAGAAUGGAACACCUGACAAGCGAUUUAAAAUAAACAAGGGAUUAGUUGGCACUGUGAGGCAAACAUCACUGUCAACUUCAACCGCCAGACCAGUAAAAGUUCACACAGUGAAGAACAAAGGCACACCGGACAUGAGGUCUAGAAACAACAGAACAGCACUGCGCGGCUCCUCCUGUGUUACAAGUCCUGCAUGUUCAGAAGUUGGUAGCACGCUUUCCGGUCGAGCAAGCUCCUCUAGGGGGCCACCUUUGGCCGUGGGACCUCUGAAGAAAGACGGCACUCCAGACAUGCGGUAUACCGUGAACAAGCAGCGUUUUGGUGUUGCCUCCGCAGCCACAAGCGGCGCGCGGGGACCUCUUAAGAGGGAUGGGACGCCGGACAUGCGCUAUGCAGUCAACAGACAGUCCCACCCCCCUCCGCAGCUUCAGCUUCAGGCACGUGGUCCACUGAAAAAAGAUGGAACCCCUGAUAUGAGAUACAAGGCCAAUAGGCGAUGAUAUGCGUGCAUCUUAGGUUGCCAAAUCUUUUGCAAUUGUUUCCAAGUACAGUCGUACAAGCUUUCCACAUGACAAUCAAAUAUCUAGUCUUAAAGGAAAGUUCGUUUUUGUGAGUUAUUACUGAAGUUUGUUAAGGCUUUGCUUGUAAGCGGCUACUUUGAAUCUUAGCCUAAGUUAACGUUAAAAAAGUACAAAAGAAUAGAGAAAAAGGAACGGUUCUUUCGCUGGUUUUUUCAACGUCGGAAAAGUGAAGGAAGGAGUUACCGCAUUUAUUCCUAAUUAUUGUCUUUGUUAAGUGGCUCUAAAUUAGUAGCAAUUUACAAAAGUUUCGUCAUAUUCUUAAGAAUAGCUUUUGGUAAAUAAUUAAAGCUUAAAAAGGAUA